CAGAAUUAGGUAAAGAUAAGAAUCGCGAAAGUCGUUAAGAACCUUUCAAGUAAAAUGAAUGCCGCUGAGGGCUUGGAACAGCUUUUCGCAGCGCAUUCGGCCGUGCCUGCGUUAGCCGUGUUGCAGCAACUACGGAAGGACUUGAGCCAGCAGCAAGCUCAAAUGCUGCUGAAGAACCACCGGCAUUGUCUUCAGAUGGGAACAUGUAGUUUUGGUCGGCGCGGUCGAGCAGCGUACGCAUUGCGCACAGGUACCGAGGUGCAGCGUCUCUUUGACAUCGCCAACAUAUCUGAUGAAGACGCCGCACAAUUUUGGGCGACGGGUGUCGGUCAGCGAUUACGUGAGUGUGACAGGCCAACUCCCGGUGCCCCUAACUGUGCUGUCGUGCCGCUUGAUACCCACGCAACGUGUUUGGACUGCGUGCAUCAUGCUCUCAUUGCCGCGGGUGCCACUGAUGUGCCCGCGCCUGAUAUUUUGCUGGCGACCGUGGUGGGCGCCAUUGCCAUUGCCGAGUCUUGGGUUUCGAUGUGCUUUCAAGUGCUACAUGCCCAUGCCAGCAGCCUCUCCAGCACUUGCACGGCGGCGCAAUAUGGUGAAGCCCUACAGCAGCACCGGCUGCUGCCGGGCAAUGUGGAGCUGGCAGUUCUUGCCCAUGCUCUCAACAUUGUGCUUACAGUGUUUGACCCGGCUGGGCUGCAGAUCUGCUAUUGGGGCUCCAGCACAACGCCAACGGAAGUGUGCCUCAUCCGACAGACGGGCCUCGCUGGCACCCCCGUGUCUUACCGCCUGCUGAAUAUGGUGCCAGCUGUAACAGAUGCUGAGCAACACAUUCCUGGGUACUUCGGAGCAUCCUGGUGCAGUGGCCCCGGCCACAGCCUCGGCAUCUCUGUGCAGCUCGCGGCUUGGAGCCGGACCACGCUUCGACACCCUUCAGAUUCAGCCCGCCUCUUUGACGCAUCCAGUUUGUACGAUGCCGCAACUUGUAUAAAUGCCAGCCUGUGUCGCCUUCUUUUUCACACAUUCUCCUGCUUCCUUUUUUUUGGCUCAAAGACCGAAGUCCCUUUUGCGGAUGGCAACCAGCCAGCCUGUCACUUCGCGGACACCUGUUCUACUGUUGCAAACUCGCACAACAUGCCUCCAAAAAUGGCACACCAGUCACAACCUGCGACCUCUUCCGCCGGCGCGGCAGCCAAGCCGCCAGUCAACAUAGCUGACCUGUGGGUGCAGCUGGCAGCGGUGUCGCCAACCGGCGGAGGCUGUGAUCGAUCCUCACUGGCCGGGGUGCCCAAACGGCCGCUCAUCUUCAAGCAGCAACUGCUCUUGGGAAGCAUGGGGUGUCACGACGAGGACGUCCUGCACACCCCCCACACCAACACCGAGUUCAACGUGCUCUUGGCCGAGGGCCGAAAGUACAAGGACGAGUUCCAGGUGCAGCACGACGCCAAGCCCGCCAGCACGUUCUUGUACAACAUGAUGGUGGAGAUUCAUGAGGGCGACAUGCCGGACCAAACGGUGGCCACGCACACGGCGGUCAUGCAGCUGUGGAUCGCAGCUGCCGGCAGCCUGCGUGCAGAUACAGCAAUUGAGCUAAUUUACGAUUAUGGCAUGGAUGCCGGCACCGUCCUCAAGGCGGACCAAGCUUUCGCAUGCUCGGUGCUGACCACCGCACAGCAGGCACGAGCGUCGGGGGCCCUCCUGGCCACCACCACACCAGCCAAGCGAGCUGCAACCAGCCCUGCCGAGCCACAUACCAGUGCCCCCGCCUGCACCCGGAUGAAGGACGACACCAGCUGCUACCAACCCUUCCGAGAUCACUUCACCCUCACAAGCCUCAUGUCCACCGCCAAUCCUGCUCUGGCCCAAAAGAUGGAGGCCUUCUACAUCAGGCACUUCAAGGCCCAGGACCGGGCGGCUACAAUGUGCUGCACGGGCCGCCUUCUGCCAGCCCAACACAGCACCAACACACCCACCGCCAUCACAGUCCAAGACGAUGACGCCCCUGCCACGCUUGCCUAG
Molecule: messenger RNA, 2016 nt
Organism: Volvox carteri f. nagariensis
Lineage: Eukaryota; Viridiplantae; Chlorophyta; Chlorophyceae; Chlamydomonadales; Volvocaceae
Exons: 9
Coding region: 55-2016 (653 amino acids)
Source: RefSeq, a predicted model, not a curated record